UAAAUCCUUUUGGAGUAUGGGGCAUUGUGGUGGAGUUGUCUUGGUAACUUUGGCCUUGUUCUGUUUCUUUGUUAGUGUCAAAGGAGAAGCUAAUUUUGAGGAUGACUUCUUGUUCUCCUUGGCUGCCAAUCAUGACUAUAAAGAUGCCCUUGGCAAAGGCAUCUUGUUCUUCGAAGGACAACGCUCAGGGAAGCUGCCGUCAAGCCAACGAGUAACUUGGAGGGGCGAUUCUGCGCUCUCUGAUGGCAAGCCUGAGGGUGCGAAUUUGGUGGGGGGAUACUAUGAUGCAGGUGACAAUGUCAAGUUUGUAUGGCCAAUGGCUUUUUCUGUGUGCUUGUUGAGCUGGGCUGCUGUUGAGUACCAGCAAGAGAUAUCUUCCGCCAAUCAGUUAAAACAUCUCCGCGACGCGAUUCGCUGGGGAGCCGACUUCAUACUUGAAGCUCACACUUCACCUACCACACUAUACACCCAGGUAGGAGAUGGAAAUUCAGAUCAUCAAUGUUGGGAGCGUCCCGAAGAUAUGGACACCUCGCGAGCACUCUUCAAAAUCACUUCGAAUUCUCCAGGAAGUGAAGCGGCGGCUGAGGCGGCUGCUGCUCUUGCAGCCGCGUCAAUUGUGUUCAAAGGGGUUGAUUCCAACUACUCCUCAAGGCUAUUAAGAAACUCAGAAUCACUGUUUGAAUUUGCAGACAAAUAUAGAGGAUCUUACCAAGGUUCUUGUCCAUUCUACUGCUCAUACUCUGGCUAUCAGGAUGAGUUGUUAUGGGCUGCUAGUUGGUUAUACAAGGCAAGUCGGAACAAAACGUACUUAAAUUAUGUUUCAAGCAACAAAGGGUGGAGCCAGGUGGUGUCUGAGUUCAGCUGGGACAACAAAUUUGUUGGAGCUCAGACUUUACUAGCAAAGGAAUUCUAUGGAGGAAAGAAGGAUUUAGAGAAGUACAAGAAUGACAUCGAGUCAUUCAUUUGCGCGGUGAUGCCGGGAAGUAGCUCCGUGCAAAUUAGGACAACCCCAGGUGGGCUUUUGUAUACCAGAGAUAGCAGUAAUUUGCAGUAUGUCACGACCGUUACCAUGGCGCUAUUGAUCCACUCCAAGACCAUAAGUGCAGCUCAGAGUGGUGGAGUCCAAUGUGGCUCAGCAAAAUUCUCGGCCUCUCAAAUCAGAGCUUUUGCAAAAUCACAGGUUGAUUACAUACUAGGAAACAAUCCAAUGAAAACCUCUUACAUGGUGGGAUUUGGGAGCAAAUACCCAACACAACUACACCACAGAGGUGCUUCAAUUCCCUCAAUUAGGGUUCACCCAACAAAAGUGGGUUGCAAUGAAGGGCAAAAUCUCUACUUCUCUUCAACCAAACCAAACCCAAACAUUCACGUUGGAGCUCUCGUUGGUGGGCCCAAUUCGAAUGACCAAUUCAACGAUGUCAGAUCAGAUUACUCCCACUUGGAACCUACCUCCUAUAUCAAUGCUGCUUUUGUGGGGUCGGUCGCCGCUUUCUUAGCCGAAAACAAUGAAAACUAUUUGCAACUUUCCCGAGUUAAAACUACAGCCGAACUUUAUACGGCAAAUAUCUAGACAUGAAAUAUAUAAUAUUAUUAUUACCUGUUAGUAAUGACCAAGAUGUAGAAUAAGUUUGGUCUUUGUAAUUAUCAAGGACUAACAUAAUUAAUGACGUAAAACUAAGACAUCUAUUA
Molecule: messenger RNA, 1689 nt
Organism: Morus notabilis
Lineage: Eukaryota; Viridiplantae; Streptophyta; Magnoliopsida; Rosales; Moraceae
Product: endoglucanase 20
Exons: 8
Coding region: 17-1570 (517 amino acids)
Biological process (GO): carbohydrate metabolic process
Molecular function (GO): hydrolase activity, hydrolyzing O-glycosyl compounds
Source: RefSeq, a predicted model, not a curated record